This is a messenger RNA of Gastrolobium bilobum, 864 nucleotides long. RefSeq lists its product as uncharacterized. NCBI's taxonomy places the organism in Eukaryota, Viridiplantae, Streptophyta, Magnoliopsida, Fabales, Fabaceae. The record is from RefSeq and is a predicted model, not a curated record. Gene Ontology annotation, molecular function: nucleic acid binding; zinc ion binding. Bases 1 to 864 code for a protein of 287 amino acids. The transcript has 3 exons.
AUGUCAAACAUAUGUUUGAUAUUCGAUCGGCAUCGAAGCAUAAUAUCUGCUGUGGAAAAUAACCCUACUUGGCAGCCGCCAAAUGCGUAUCACGUAUUCUGUAUUCGUCAUAUUGCAAGCAACUUCAAUCAAAAGUUUCGGAAUGAAGAUUUGAAGCGGAUGUUAAAGAAUUUAGGUUAUACUCCAGCAAUGGUUGAUUUUGAAAGGAAUCUUGCGAGUUUCCGUGACAGUAGUCCUCAAAUUGCUGAGUGGAUUGAUGCGAAUCCUAAGGAAAAGUGGUCGCGUGCCUACGAUAUUGAAGGACGGAGGUACGGACAUAUGACAACAAAUUUGGCUGAAUCUGUCAAUAGGGUUUUGAAGGGGGCCAGAAAUAUGCCUAUAACAGCAUUGAACCGGGUAGAUGCAACAAGCCACCACGUUCGUGCAUACAAUGUUGAACAUACUGAAUUUGAGGUUGACGCAGGUUGGGAGCGUUCAUAUUCUGUCAACCUCCCACAGAGAUACUGUCAGUGUGGAAAGUUUAAGGCCUUUAAGUAUCCGUGUAGUCACGUCGUUGCUGCUGCGUUAAGUGUUAGGCAGAGUGCGUUCACUUACGUUGACGACGUCUUCUUGAUAACUAACUUGGUCGAGGCUUAUUCUUUUCCGUGGGAGCCAAUCGGAAACGAGGAAGAAAUACCUGAAAUUAGUGGUGCAAAGAUUAUUCCUGAUUCUACUAUGUUGCAUGCAAAAGGUCGUCCAAAGUCAACUCGCAUCCGCAACGAGAUGGAUGAAGUUGAGACAAGCCAGAGCCGUAUCAGGUGUGGACUUUGCAAGGAACGCGGCCAUAAUCAUCGGCGAUGUCCAAGUCGUGGGAGAAACGACUGA